Messenger RNA from Rotaria socialis, 1002 nucleotides. Lineage: Eukaryota; Metazoa; Rotifera; Eurotatoria; Philodinida; Philodinidae. The record is from the annotation of a GenBank genome assembly.
AUGAUCAACGUAUAUCCUAACAUUACAAACACUGCUCAGUCACCACCUGUCAUCGUACAGCCAUAUCCAGUGACUUCUUCACCGACUAUUAUAGUGCAAAAGGAAGAUCCUGACGUUCAACACGGAUGCCAUUUUGUACUCUGUCUCAUAUCAGGUGGUUUAUGGAUACCAUGUUGGAUAGGAGCUUGUUGUGGAUGCUGUUGCAGACGACCUUGUGCUGUUUAUGAAGCAAUCGAUCCUGGUGGUCAUCGUGUUGCUGUGAAAGUAAUUGAUUUAUAUGACGAUUCCACAUUUGCAACAUUGAGCGACGACUACCAGUUUGAAGACUACAUGAAUAAAAUCGAGAGUUUGUACCAUUUGACGGCUAGUAAAAAUGAAAAGCAUGUUAUUCAAGUAUAUGAAUUGGGUGUUGAUAGUCAAGAGGAAUAUGCAGGUUGUGUUUAUAUAAUCAUGGAGUUGGGCCAAGAAAGUUUGGAUCGAUUAAUCGAAGAUUUACAUCAACAAUAUGUAAAAAUACAAGGUGUUAAUCGCUCCAAUGAAUAUAUUCCUCCACAUUAUCGACGAUUGAUAUGGAAGCAAUUGGUACAAAUUGUUUCGGUUUUGCAACGUUAUAAUAUAGCACAUAUGGAUUUGAAACCACAAAAUAUUGUGCGUGUUGAUAAUAUUUUGAAAGUUUGCAAUUUUGGUUUAUCAAAGUAUGAAUUUGACAAUGAAUAUGAUGAAACGCCAAAUUUUAGUGCACCAGAAGUUUUGAUAUUACAAGGACCACAAUAUCAACCACAAGCUGAUAUAUGGUCCAUUGGCGCUAUGUUGUAUUACAUGACAUAUGGUAAACAACCAAAUUGGAAUCCAGAAAAUCGUGCGUGGGAACCACCCUACGGACAUGCUCCUGUACAAGAUCCAUUAGUACGAGAUUUACUAAGGAAGACAUUGCAAUACUACCCGGAAGAUCGUCCGGCUUUAGAAGUAUUAAAACACCAUCCAUACACGGCAAGGCCUUAG